Messenger RNA from Verticillium alfalfae VaMs.102, 2634 nucleotides. RefSeq lists its product as hypothetical. The record is from RefSeq and is a predicted model, not a curated record. Lineage: Eukaryota; Fungi; Ascomycota; Sordariomycetes; Glomerellales; Plectosphaerellaceae. The transcript has 3 exons. Bases 1 to 2634 code for a protein of 877 amino acids.
AUGGAUCAUCAAGGAGGGCCCCUCACGAAUCUUCUUGUGCGGAUCACCGGGGUCAACAGCGUCCGGCUGGGGUCCGAUACCGAAGCCAAGGUUGUCGAACUUGCCUUCAACAUUACUACGAAGAUCCGACUUGACCGCGACAUCCUCCCGGUCUGGUUCAAGGCCGAGCCGCCCGGUCCGCGUGAGCUCGAGAAGACACAAGACAAGCAUGAGACCUUCGCUGGCAGAACCCAGAGGCAGGACUUUCCGCUGUUCUACAUAUUGAUGGACUACAUCCACCAGGAAGGAAAAGUCGGCGACUUUGCGAGGACGGGACUACUCUACAUCAUCGAGUGCGCUUCCAGCUCGGAGCAACUGGAGCAGUGGAUCGUCGAGAGCGAUCUAUCAACACUCAUGUCGACAGGAUUAGGCGCUUUGUACAGCCAGCUUAGUCGCAAGCUGGUUAUCGACCACCUCCCACACGACUUGCCUCCCGUUCUUGCCCUCUCCGACUAUGAACACCCGACGUCGACGUACGAGAUCAUAAGCUCGUGCUCCCCCGACUUUCAGCUGCAUCUGGAGACUUUCUUGUCGCAUCUUCUUUUCUGGCAGGAUGUCUUGGAGCACUGUAAGUCAGUCGAGGUCAAGCAAACGCUGCUGGAGCAUUUCCAGGUUAUCUUUCUGCAACAACUUCUAUACCCAUCUCUUCUUGAGUCUUCCGAUAUCGACGGCGGCUCUUCCGUCGCUGUCUUGACCUAUCUGCGCCGUAUCCUUGAAUCCCUCGAUCAUCCGGACAUGAUCAACCUCAUCCUACACUAUCUCCUCGGGCUACCGAGCCAUCUAUCUGGCCGCGGGCCCGGCUCACGAACGUCCAUCAGCGACGCGCGCAAACGCAAAUCUAUGGAUCUCGCCUCCAUGAUGGCUUCGGCGAAUUCCGACUCGACUGCGACUCCACUCCUUUUUAAUCUCGUAGAUCUCAUGCUCGCGUGCCUGAGGUCCCACAACCAGCAGACAAUCCACGUCACACUGCAGCUGGUAUCGGCCAUUCUUAAGAGACAUCACCGGUACGCCGUCAUCACUCUGCUGCAUACGGAUGUCAUCGUGGGCGAGAGGGCCAAGCGAACUAUUGGUGCUCACGAGCAGGAGGUCGACUAUUUGGUCAACCUCGCUGGCUCAAUCGGCGGCCAGGACAACUUCGAUGAAAUCUACGACAGCAUCGUGAAGGAUACGAUGGCUCGCCUGGAGAGUCACCCUUGUUCUUUGAAGCUCGUGGCACCUAAAAUCUCCACCAACAACCACGAGUUACCUGCGAUCCCAGACAGCCUUCCCGGCGCUCCUCGUGACGUGCCACAACACACAUUGCGGCCUGAUGAUCCCCUUCUCAGCACAUUGCUGGAUCUGUUGGAGACUUUCUUCGUGAAUCCUGUCGAUACCAACCUCGCUCUAACAGACACUGUCGUCAAUCUUGCCAUCUGCGGCUACAUGAGCAUCGAAGGCUGGCUGUUGAGGAACCCUCAAAGGUACACGUACGAACAUGACGCCGAUCCCACAUCUCCCAUCACUCCGGCCACGCCAUUGUUCAAUGUGGUGCCUGUAGACCCAGAAGACCCAGGCACCACCGAGGCUGAAAAGCUCAGAGCCAUCGAAAGCUGCAGACGUUGUCCUCUCUGGGCCCAACCGUCGUUGCCUCGCAUGCUGGUCGUCUUGCAGCGACUCUGCACGCAGAUCUCUGAAUAUCGAGAAAAUAUUCCCCGCUUCGACGAGCUGCUGCAACACCGUCGAGAGGCCUUUCAAACAGCCGAUUCGGUUCACGCCACACCCAGUCUUCCAGCGAAACCCGUGCCGCAUCAACACAGUUCAACCCAGACGCCUGACCGCCCAAGCCUGGAGGAGAUUUCCCGAAGCGGCUCGCCAUCGCGUCCAUCGGCCCUCGAGGGCUUCGCACAGCGCCUUCUCUCUGAAUUUGGCACGCCCAGUCGAACCAGCAGCCCUCGCGGUCGCAAAGAACACAGCCGUGGCUCGGGUGCGGCCAGCCCAAUGCCUGGCGGUACGCCGGGUGGCCACGGUGCCUCCACGCCCUCGGCACGGCCUCUCCCAUCAUCAGCUCCUAAGGAGUUCCCGUUCAACUACGAUGACCCAUCGCACAGCGGCGCGCGCGCAUUUUCGCCGAGCAGCGCGGGCGGCGACUCUGCAGCUGCCAGUCAGCAGGCGGCAUUCGCGGCGGUUGAUCAGAGCAUUCUGGCGCGACGGGUCGGCAAACCGGCGAACAUCAAGGCGAUCCCUUUGCGACUCGGCCAGGAUGAACCGGCGCCUGGCGAGGAACGCGUCACAGCGCACGAACCGCCUCCAAAGGACGACGACGAGGAGCAGGAGGUCGAGCGCCAAGGCGACGCAGACACAGAUGACGGGGAGACGCAGACAGGCGACGGAGGCAACGAUGCUGCUGCUACUGGAGACGUCGUCGACGACGACGAAGAAGAAGAAGGCAGCGAGCGCACCGCGUCCGUGUCGCACGUCAUCACAAACGUGCUCAUUCUGCAAAGCUUUCUUCUCGAGCUCGCGGCUUUGGUGCAGGUGAGGGCGGGGGUUUGUUUGACGAGGUACGCUUUGCGUAAGUGCAGGGUAGCGGACCAGAUGCUAGAGCAGGGCCCUUGA